This is a messenger RNA of Perognathus longimembris pacificus (Pacific pocket mouse), 5385 nucleotides long. It is a transcript of the gene Cacna2d2, whose product is annotated as calcium voltage-gated channel auxiliary subunit alpha2delta 2. Gene Ontology annotation, cellular component: voltage-gated calcium channel complex. Gene Ontology annotation, molecular function: voltage-gated calcium channel activity. The transcript has 38 exons. Bases 1 to 3459 code for a protein of 1152 amino acids. The record is from RefSeq and is a predicted model, not a curated record. NCBI's taxonomy places the organism in Eukaryota, Metazoa, Chordata, Mammalia, Rodentia, Heteromyidae.
AUGGCGCUGCCGCCGGCUCGGACCUGCGGCGCGUCUCGGUGUCCCCCGGCGAGGGCUGCGCGCCCCGGGCCGGGCUGCGGCGCCGGCCCCCGGUGCCCCUCCGGGUCCGCCGGGUCCUCCGGGUCCGCCGGGCCCGCGCGCCCGCGCUGCUGGCUGCUGCUGCCGCUGCUGCUGCUCGCCGCCCCCGGCGCCUCAGCCUACAGCUUCCCCCAGCAGCACACGAUGCAGCACUGGGCCAGGCGCUUGGAGCAGGAGAUUGACGGCGUGAUGAGGAUCUUUGGAGGUGUCCAGCAGCUCCGUGAGAUCUACAAAGACAACCGGAACCUGUUUGAGGUCCAAGAGAAUGAGCCUCAGAAGUUGGUGGAGAAGGUGGCCGGGGAUAUUGAGACCCUACUGGACAGAAAGGUGCAGGCCCUGAAGAGACUGGCCAAUGCUGCGGAGAACUUCCAGAAAGCCCACCGCUGGCAGGACAACAUCAAGGAGGAAGACAUCCUGUAUUAUGAUGCCAAGGCUGAUGCGGAGCUGGAUGAUCCCGAGAGUGAAGAUAUGGACCGGGCAUCCAAGACUAGCACCCUGCGGUUGGACUUCAUCGAAGACCCAAACUUCAAGAACAAGGUCAACUAUUCCUACACAGCGGUGCAGAUCCCCACAGAUAUCUACAAAGGCUCCACCGUCAUCCUCAAUGAACUCAACUGGACCGAGGCCCUGGAGAACGUGUUCAUUGAGAAUCGCAGGCAAGACCCCACGCUGCUGUGGCAGGUCUUCGGCAGUGCCACGGGAGUCACCCGCUACUAUCCAGCCACCCCGUGGCGAGCACCCAAGAAGAUUGACCUCUAUGACGUCCGAAGGAGACCCUGGUAUAUCCAGGGCGCCUCAUCACCCAAGGACAUGGUCAUCAUCGUGGAUGUAAGCGGCAGUGUGAGCGGCCUCACCCUGAAGCUGAUGAAGACGUCUGUCUGUGAGAUGCUGGACACACUCUCUGACGACGACUAUGUGAACGUGGCCUCGUUCAACGAGAAGGCGCAGCCCGUGUCUUGCUUCACCCACCUGGUGCAGGCCAACGUGCGGAACAAGAAGGUGUUCAAGGAAGCCGUGCAGGGCAUGGUGGCCAAGGGCACCACGGGCUACAAGGCCGGCUUUGAAUACGCCUUUGACCAGCUGCAGAACUCCAACAUCACCCGGGCCAACUGUAAUAAGAUGAUCAUGAUGUUCACGGAUGGCGGCGAGGACCGGGUACAGGACGUCUUUGAGAAGUACAAUUGGCCCAACCGAACGGUACGCGUGUUCACGUUCUCUGUGGGGCAGCAUAACUACGACGUCACCCCCCUACAGUGGAUGGCCUGCACCAAUAAAGGUUACUAUUUUGAGAUCCCUUCCAUCGGAGCCAUCCGCAUCAACACGCAGGAAUACCUAGACGUGCUGGGGAGGCCCAUGGUGCUGGCAGGCAAAGAGGCCAAGCAGGUGCAGUGGACCAACGUGUAUGAGGAUGCACUGGGGCUGGGACUGGUGGUAACAGGGACCCUCCCUGUUUUCAACCUGACGCAAGACGGCCCCGGGGAGAAGAAGAACCAGCUCAUCCUGGGCGUGAUGGGCAUCGAUGUGGCUCUGAAUGACAUCAAGAGACUAACUCCCAACUACACCCUCGGCGCCAACGGCUAUGUGUUUGCCAUUGACCUGAACGGCUACGUGUUGCUGCACCCCAAUCUCAAGCCCCAGACCACCAACUUCCGGGAGCCCGUCACUCUGGACUUCCUGGACGCGGAGCUGGAGGACGAGAACAAGGAGGAGAUCCGUCGGAGCAUGAUCGAUGGCAACAAGGGCCACAAGCAGAUCAGAACGCUGGUCAAGUCCCUGGACGAGAGGUACAUAGAUGAGGUGAUUCGGAACUACACCUGGGUGCCUAUAAGGAGCACUAACUACAGCCUGGGGCUGGUGCUCCCACCCUAUAGCACCUUCUACCUCCAAGCUAACCUCAGCGACCAGAUCCUCCAGGUCAAGUAUUUUGAGUUCCUGCUCCCCAGCAGCUUUGAGUCUGAAGGACAUGUUUUCAUUGCUCCCAGAGAGUACUGCAAGGACCUGAAUGCCUCCGACAACAACACGGAGUUCCUGAAAAACUUUAUUGAGCUCAUGGAGAAAGUGACUCCAGACUCCAAGCAGUGCAACAACUUCCUUCUGCAUAACCUGAUCUUGGACACGGGCAUCACACAGCAGUUAGUGGAACGCGUGUGGCGGGACCAGGAUCUCAACACGUACAGCCUGCUGGCCGUGUUCGCUGCCACUGACGGUGGCAUUACUCGUGUCUUUCCCAACAAGGCAGCUGAAGACUGGACAGAGAACCCAGAACCCUUCAAUGCCAGCUUCUACCGCCGCAGCCUGGAUAAUCACGGCUAUAUCUUCAAGCCCCCACACCAAGAUGCCCUGUUAAGGCCUCUGGAACUGGAGAAUGGCACCGUGGGUCUCCUGGUCAGCACGGCUGUGGAGCUCAGCCUCGGCCGGCGGACUCUGAGGCCAGCAGUGGUGGGCGUCAAGCUGGACCUGGAAGCUUGGGCUGAGAAGUUCAAGGUGCUCGCCAGCAAUCGUACCCACCAGGACCAGCCUCAGAAGCAGUGUGGUCCCAGCAGCCACUGCGAGAUGGACUGCGACGUUAAUAAUGAGGACCUACUGUGUGUCCUCAUUGAUGAUGGAGGAUUCCUGGUGCUGUCAAACCAGAACCACCAGUGGGACCAGAUUGGCAGGUUCUUCAGUGAAGUGGACGCCAACCUGAUGCUGGCACUCUACAAUAACUCCUUCUACACCCGCAAAGAGUCCUACGACUACCAGGCCGCUUGUGCCCCUCAGCCCCCUGGCAACCUGGGAGCUGCGCCUCGGGGUGUUUUCGUGCCCACCAUCGCAGACUUCCUGAACCUGGCUUGGUGGACCUCUGCUGCCGCCUGGUCCUUGUUCCAGCAGCUUCUCUACGGGCUCCUGUACCACAGCUGGUUCCAGGCAGACCCAGCGGAGGCCGAGGGCAGCCCCGAGGCGCGGGAGAGCAGCUGCGUCAUGAAACAGACCCAGUACUACUUCGGCUCCGUGAACGCCUCCUACAACGCCAUCAUCGACUGCGGAAACUGCUCCAGGCUGUUCCACGCGCAGAGGCUGACCAACACCAACCUCCUGUUCGUGGUGGCGGAGAAGCCGCUGUGCAGCCAGUGUGAGGCUGGCCGGCUGCUGCAGAAAGAGACGCACUGCCCAGCGGACGGCCCGGAGCAGUGCGAGCUGGUGCAGAGGCCGCGGUACCGGCGAGGACCGCACAUCUGCUUCGACUACAAUGCGACGGAAGAUACCUCAGACUGCGGCCGAGGCGCGUCCUUCCCGCCCUCGCUGGGCGUCCUGGUGUCCCUGCAGCUGCUGCUCCUCCUGGGCCUGCCACCCCGGCCGCAGCCUCAAGUCCGCGCCCUCCCCGCCUCACCCCGCCUCUGAGACCCCCCCCACCCACCUCGGCCUCCCUCGCCCCCCCCUCCACCCUCCCACCCCGCAUCAUCCACCCACCCGAGAGCUUUGCCCUUCCUCACUGAAGGACCUGAGCCCUGGGAGCCUAUGGCUUGGGGUGGGGGUGGGGGGUUCCCAAAGCAGGGUGCCACCGUCUCUGGCACCCAAGACAAGGUCUCACCCCGGAACCGCGUGAGUGUCCCUAGGCCCUGGACUCAUCCCAGUGGGUUGGGAUGGAAAGGACGCCUGUACUGGUGCCAAACCAGGCCUCUGCUGCCCGCCCUGCCCGGAGGCCUCCUCUGAAGGCGACCCUGUCUCCGUUGGACACGUCCGACCUGGCCCUCUACUCUGCUUUCCCUGGGUAGAGUAGAGGAAGAGAUGGCAGUUUGAGGCCUAUGCUUCCUAACUGAAAUCCUGGUGGGAGAAAGUGGGGGGUGGGGGGAACAGACCUUCAUUGGUUCCCUGCUCCUUUCAGGCCUAGAAGCGCACACACAGCCCAGCUCAGCAGGUGUCAGGACAGCCUCACAAUGACACCCCCCCCCCCCCCCGUCCCAUAAGACAUAGCCCAGGGAGCACCCACAAACAGACACCGACCGAGAGGCACCGGCCAUGGGGGGGCUCACAUAGCCUUACACAGGGCAAGGGGUCGUAGGUGGCCGUCUGCUCACCGCCCACCUCCAUUCUGAGCUGCAGCUCAGCUGGUCCUCCCAUCUCUGAAGCUGAAUGUGAAACAGUGCCAAACGCUGGGGCUGGGUGGAAACACCCCACCCACCGUCCCAACCCUAGCCACCAGUGUCCCCCAAUUACCCCUCACCUUGCUAGGUGCUCAUUAUACCCAUUUCUCACUAGUGUCAGCUCCCCCCCCCCCCCACUCCCAGCAGGACCAGAUGCCACUGCCUGCACCCCUUGGCAAAGGAGCACACACACACACACACACAUACCAGACACCACCCUUUGCCUUAGCAGGGGUGACUUGGUUUCUCCUGGCUGGGCCACCCACCCCCACCCCCCAAUCUGGCCCUUACACACUCAGGCUUGUGCCCACUCCCUACGUCAUCACCGCACAUUGCCACUCUCUCCCUGCCCCUAGGAGGCCAAAUUGCCCCUCCCCUGUUGAACACGUACUUGAGCGCGUGUGCACACACACACACACAUACACCACAUGUACACACUGCACGUAUGGAGGCUGGGCCUGGGCACAUCUCUUCCCACCAUUCAUUCUGAUCAUUUCCCCCAAAGGCAUCCCAGCCCCAGUGGGGGGGGCCCGGUAGGGGGCAGGAGGGCAGGGGGGUGUAGCCAGGAGGCUCAGAUGGCCUGGGAGGAGGGGGGAGGGUAAUGCAUUAAUUAAUGGCUCCGUUAAUUAAUGUCAUGUUGCUUGUCGCUUUCUUGGUGUGUGUGUGUGUAAGGUCUCUUGCCCGCUGCUGGUGCCAAGGUGGGCAUGCGUGAAGUGUGCCCAGCCUGGAUGUCAGUUGUGUCCUGUGGGGGCGUGUGUGUAACUGUAGUGUAGUCAGGUGCUCAAUGGAGAAUAUAAAAGAAACAUAUACAGAAAAAAAUUAUAUAUUUUAAGUUUAAAAAACAGAAAAACAGACAAAACAAUCCCCAUCAGGUAGUUGUCCAUCCCCCCGCCCUCCUCCCCAGCUGGGUCUGAUCCUUCUCAUCUUCACCUGACCCUGCUUCCCCCCCUCACCUCGGACGGGGGGAUUAGGGGCCAUUUCCUUUUCUCUGCCCUUUUUUUUCCUUUCUUUCUUUCUUUUUUCUGUUGUUGUUCUAUUUUGUACAGACAAGUCGGGAAAAACAACAGCGACAAAAAAAAAAGUCAAGAAACUUUGUAAAAUACUGUGUGUGUGAUUCCUUGUAAAAUAUUUUCAAAUGGUUUAUUACAGAAGAUCAGUUAUUAAAUAAUGUUCAUAUUUUCAC